Molecule: messenger RNA, 3026 nt
Organism: Aspergillus alliaceus
Lineage: Eukaryota; Fungi; Ascomycota; Eurotiomycetes; Eurotiales; Aspergillaceae
Product: decapping enzyme complex catalytic subunit DCP2
Exons: 2
Coding region: 300-2861 (853 amino acids)
Biological process (GO): deadenylation-dependent decapping of nuclear-transcribed mRNA; nuclear-transcribed mRNA catabolic process, nonsense-mediated decay
Cellular component (GO): P-body; cytoplasm
Molecular function (GO): 5'-(N(7)-methylguanosine 5'-triphospho)-[mRNA] hydrolase activity; RNA binding; manganese ion binding
Source: RefSeq, a predicted model, not a curated record
ACUCUUCGGUUGUUGAGUACAACUCAAUAUUUAUUUCAACCACCUUUCUUAUUCCCUGGUUUUCCCCUCAUUUGACUAGUCGAUUGACAAACCAUUGGUUUGUAUUCAUUGCCUCCGUAUCUCCUCUGCAGCCACCGUACGCUUCAGGGUUGGCGCUUUGCCAAGCACCCUUGGAAGCUGCAUCAUCGCUGUGCUGUCCCCUCCAAGCCGACCUCUCUCUCCGCGCGUCCCAGGCUCCAGGGACCUUUUCGUCUCUCCCCAACUAGGCUGUGUUGAAAUGCUAAGGCACAUCGCACAAUAUGACAGAAAAAAAGAUGCAGCUAGAAGAUUGGCUGGAUGACCUGUGUGUCCGCUUUAUUAUAAACUUGCCUCGUGAAGAACUUGAAUCUGUUGAACGAAUAUGUUUCCAGGUUGAGGAGGCACAAUGGUUCUACGAAGAUUUCAUCCGGCCGCUGGAUCCGGCGCUUCCUUCGCUCUCCCUGAAAGCAUUUGCCCUGCGCAUCUUCCAGCACUGUCCGCUCAUGUCACAAUGGUCACAUUACCACCACAUUACAGCAUUUUCCGAGUUUCUGGCAUACAAGACACGUGUUCCCGUGCGCGGGGCCAUAAUGCUCAACCAAGACAUGGACGAGGUAGUUUUGGUCAAAGGCUGGAAGAAGGGCGCGAAUUGGAGUUUUCCACGAGGCAAAAUUAACAAAGAUGAGAAGGACCUCGACUGCGCUAUCCGUGAGGUUUAUGAGGAGACUGGCUAUGAUAUUCACGAAGCUGGACUCGUCAAGGACGAAAAGGAUGUCAAGUUUAUUGAAAUCACCAUGAGAGAACAACACAUGCGGCUAUAUGUUUUUCGUGGGGUACCCCGCGAUGCUCACUUUGAGCCUCGCACCAGAAAAGAAAUUAGCAAGAUUGAAUGGUACAACCUAUCGGAGCUGCCAACAUUGAAGAAGAGUAAACAACAGGACCAGGGCUUUGCGGUCGCAAACGCGAAUAAAUUUUACAUGGUUGCACCAUUCAUGCAUCCGCUCAAGAAAUGGAUCGCCCAGCAAAAGAGGCUGGAUGCGAAGAUGCAAACAGGUGCCACCCAUGUUCUACAGAACGAGGGGGAGAUGUCGAUGGAUGAAGGCCUUCCGGCGCCCAGCCAGCCUCUAGGGUUGGCCACUUCUAGCGAACUACCCGAGGUCGCAUCUUCUCAAGAUGCCUCUGCUCACCUUAAGCGUCUCUUGAAUAUCAGCGGUGCUAUACCUACGCAAAGCCCAGGUCCAUCUGCCGAGGCAUUACCAGUUUCCAGUACUAACGCCUCCAAAUCUAACGCUCUCUUGGAGCUCUUGAGAAGUGGAUUAUCUCGCGAAGCUGGUCCACAGAUUGCGAGCAAUGAGCAAACAUCCCCACCGCACGCUUUUACUGGAGCAGUGCCUCGUCAGCAUCCACCGUAUCCCGCUUCAACUUUGUUUCCAGGCUUUCCUCUGCAAGGUCAAGGCCCACGGGCCGGUUACCACCCACAGUUUUCGCCACGGCAGCAGCCUAUCGCAGUACCUCAUAUGCCACCUCUAAACAACCAUGCCGUAGACCGUCGUACCCCCCAGCAGACAUUGGCGCAAGAAUCCCCAAAUAUGAAUCAACGUGGUCCUUCAGCUGGGUAUCGUGGUAUCGAUGCUUACCCUCGGCACGUCUCUGCGCAGCCCUACAAUGACGGACGGUUGCCUUCAGGCUUGCAUACUGCACCACCAAACCAAGCACAUACGGCUCCUUACCAGCGAACAGGAGAUCCAUUCUCCCAGCCGGCUCAGCCUUCCCAAAUCCAAGGAGCGAGUAUACCGCCUGCCAGUAAGCUACCGCCUCCGAGACUCACAAGCCAUUCAUUGGCGCUGUUAAGCGUUUUCAAAGAUGAAUCCGCAAAAACGCCCAAGACCACCCACGCAUCCUUGGCACCACAGCCUGAACAGGUCCCCAUGAAUGGGCGUAAAUCAUCACAGCAUCAGGAUCAAUUGUUAAGCCUCCUAAGAGGGUCUCCGGUUGCUUCUGGCUCAGCGCCAGCCGAAUUGGCGGGCCACGCAAACUCCCCGACUAGAAAGGAGAUUUUACAGCGGCCCCGUGAUGUAAAUCAUACUCAACAGGCACUUACUUACGCAAAUGCGGCUCCGAAGGGCAGUUCAUUGAACCAAAACGUAGUGUCUGGGCCUGUGAAUCUACCACAGUCUGAGGCACCUACAAGGCCACCUGGUAAGAGGAACCAGAACAUGCAAAAUCGAAAGGCCAACAGAGAUAGACGGCCCCAGGGUCUCUCGUCACCUAUCACAAUCUUGGCCAGGCCUCAAUCCGCUAAGAGAGAGCAGUCGCCUAAUCCAGCGGUGGCAUCAUCUUCGCGGACAUCCUCCCGAAGUCGCGCGGAGAGCAAGGUGAAGAGCUCCGAACCCUCGAAGCCUUUCCAGCCCCAAAUCCUCCGCCGUUCUCAAAAUUUAGACCAUAUCCUUCCCGUGCGGGCCAAAGAUUCCCAUGACUCAUCCCAGCAAGAUGAUUCUCCGGUCCCGAGCACGGGACAAGAUGCAAGCAAUCCUGAUCGUCGACCAAGUCAAACUGCUGCUCAGAAAGAAGCACUUCUCUCCCUUUUCAACAAACAGCCAGUAUCGCCUAGGCAUCCGCCUACAGGAGAGCUCAACAUCCGCACAUCGGGACCGAAGCCAGCAACCACAUCAUCUGUGGUCAGUCCACUCUCACCUCUUAAUCUUCCCACCGGAACUGGACCAAGUAGAGGGUCUCCCGUAGUGGAAGACAAUGGAAGCUUGCCUGCGAAUAACGUGGCUUUACCGGAUAACAAGGCUUUCUUGCUUGGAUUCUUGCAAGGGGUUGCCAAGGGAAACAAGUGAAUGAGCUGGCUGUUUAUAAGGGCAUUAUGCUUAUAUGAUUGAGUGUAGCUCUGGGUUUGAGCAGAUAUUAUGGCGCGUUGGACGGUACAAUAUAAUGGACUGCGUAUAUUCUUAGUUCCUUCUUGGGAUUGUUCUUGUUUAAAUUCUUAGUAUAGGGAACUAUAG